CCCGGCCCCCCCGUCCCGGCCGCUCGCGGGGAGCCCGCACCACAGCUGCCCUCCAUGGAAGGGGGACGGGAGCCGGGGAGCAGCCGCUGGCCCCAGGGUGGAAGAUGCAGGGCCGAAGCCCCCAGGCGAGCAUGGAGCUGAACAGACUGCUCCUCCUCACAUCCUUCCUCCUGCACGUCAAAGAGGGCCGUGCCAGCCCCGCGCGGCUGGUCUGCGACACCAGGCUCAUCCAGAAGUACAUCGGGGAGGCCAAGGACAUGGAGAAGAAAGCGAACCAGUGCCAAGCUUCGUCUGCGCUCAGCUCCCCCGUGGCGCUGCCCCCGGUGGAUAUCAAAAUCACGCAGUGGAAAACCAAAUCGAACGAGACCAAGCAGCGCGAGAUCCUCUGCGACCUGGCGCUGCUGGUGGGCGCCGUGAAGGGGGCGCAGAGCCAGGAGAGGCAGGAGUGCUGGGCCGGGCAGCUGAAUCAGCUCUACCGCCACGCCGAGUUCUUCCUCCGGCUCCUGCAGACGUGGGAGGAAGGGCCCUGGGAGCCGGGCUGCUCCCCGGGCUCCAAAGAGAUCAACACGGCCGUGAUCUUCCUCGCCUACCAAAGGCUGCUGCAGGGCAAGCUGCGCUUCUUCUUCCACGACCUGGCCAAGGACUUGUGCGACCGAGGCCAGGGGGGCGGCAGGGACCCCCCCGCGGGGCCUGAAGCUUUGCGGGGGGCUCGGCACUGACCGGGGGGGGCAGAGCAAUCCUGCAGGACGCUGAGCUGUGCUCCGGGUGCCCAGGAGCGUGCCCCCGGGGAAAGGGUCGGCUCCUUUUCCACAAGCCUUCGGCUACCACGUGGCCCCCAGGGGUCAAAC
Cygnus atratus (black swan) is the source of this 848-nucleotide messenger RNA. It is a transcript of the gene THPO, whose product is annotated as thrombopoietin. The transcript has 5 exons. Gene Ontology annotation, cellular component: extracellular region. NCBI's taxonomy places the organism in Eukaryota, Metazoa, Chordata, Aves, Anseriformes, Anatidae. The record is from RefSeq and is a predicted model, not a curated record. Gene Ontology annotation, molecular function: hormone activity; cytokine activity. Gene Ontology annotation, biological process: thrombopoietin-mediated signaling pathway; cell population proliferation; positive regulation of hematopoietic stem cell proliferation. Bases 105 to 719 code for a protein of 204 amino acids.